AUGGCUGAGGAACCAGUGAAUAAACCUACUGCCAAUGAGGAUGACGACUUCGUCGACCCAUGGACCGUUUCUGGAAAGUCCGAGACGGGUAUUGACUAUGAUAAGCUAAUAAAGAGGUUUGGCAGUCAGAAGAUUGACGAUGAAAUUAUUCAGAGGUUUGAAAAAGUCACUGGGAAAAAAGCACAUCACUUUCUAAGGCGUGGAAUAUUUUUCUCUCACAGAGAUAUUCACAAUAUCCUCAAUUUGUAUGAGGCGGGCAAGAAAUUCUAUUUGUACACUGGUCGGGGUCCGUCUUCAGAGAGCAUGCACAUCGGACACAUGGUCCCUUUCAUUUUCACGAAAUGGCUCCAAGAUGUAUUUGACGUCCCUCUACUCAUUCAGCUGACUGAUGAUGAGAAGGUGCUGUGGAGAGACCUGAAGAUAGAUGAUGCUCGGAAGAUGGCCUUCGAUAAUGCCAAAGAUAUCAUCGCUGUCGGCUUCGAUGUGGAGAAAACGUUCAUAUUUAACAAUUUGGACUUUAUUGGCAAAUGUCCAGCAUUCUACCAGAACAUGGUGAGGAUACAGAAGUGUGUAACUUACAACCAGGUGAAGGGUAUUUUCGGCUUCGGAGACUCUGAUGUCAUCGGCAAGAUCACCUUCCCUUCCAUAGAGGCUGCUCCAGCCUUCUCAACCAGCUUUCCGUUUAUAUUUGAAAAUAAAGUCUUACCAUGCCUGGUACCCUGUGCCAUCGACCAGGAUCCUUACUUCCGCAUGACACGCGACGUGGCUGCUCGCCUGAAGUUGCCGAAGCCGUCCCUCAUCCAUUCCACCUUCCUACCUGCGUUGCAAGGAGCUCAGCACAAAAUGUCUGCCAGUGACGCAAACACCUCUAUAUUCUUGAAUGAUAGCGCCAAACAUAUUAAGACUAAGAUAAACAAAUACGCGUUCUCAGGAGGUAGAACUACCGUAGAGGAACAUAGACUGAAGGGUGGCAACACUGACGUGGAUAUUUCAUACAAGUACCUUACCUUCUUCUUGGAGGAUGAUGACCGGCUAGCAGAGAUAAAGAAAGAAUAUGAAUCGGGCGUGAUGCUGACUGGUGAACUGAAGAGAGAAGCGAUCGAUGUGAUCACACCGUGGAUACAAGAGUACCAGAAACGUAGGGCGACGGUCACGGACGAAGUUGUAGAACAAUUCUUUAAGUUACGACCACUUAAGUUCUAA
Spodoptera littoralis (African cotton leafworm) is the source of this 1203-nucleotide messenger RNA. The record is from the annotation of a GenBank genome assembly. Lineage: Eukaryota; Metazoa; Arthropoda; Insecta; Lepidoptera; Noctuidae.